Molecule: messenger RNA, 1239 nt
Organism: Scomber japonicus (chub mackerel)
Lineage: Eukaryota; Metazoa; Chordata; Actinopteri; Scombriformes; Scombridae
Product: cGMP-dependent protein kinase 1-like
Exons: 11
Coding region: 1-1239 (412 amino acids)
Molecular function (GO): ATP binding; cGMP-dependent protein kinase activity
Source: RefSeq, a predicted model, not a curated record
AUGGUUCGGCGAAGUAGUGUUGUAGUCAAGACUGCACCAACCGAGACCAAGACAUUACUGAGCCCAGAGAGUACCGAGACCGAGACAAGACCAAGACAAGACCGAGACCAAGACAUUACUGAGACCAGAAAGUACCGAGACCGAGACAAGACCAAGACUUUUAGAGGUCGAGACAGAGACAAGACCAAGACCAAGGAUAUCAAAGGAACCGAGACCAAGACAUUACUGAGACCAGAGAUCUAUUUGUUCCUACAUGUGUAUCUGACCAUGUCUAAGAGCACCGGCACCCUGCGGGACCUUCAGCUGGCUCUGCAGCUGAAGAUCGAGGAGCUCCGACAGAGAGACGCCCUCAUCGAUGAGCUGGAGCUGGAGCUGGACACUAAGGAUGAUCUGAUCAGACAGCUGCAGAUCGAGCUGGACAGGCAUCGCAACGCAUCACAGCAGGCAGCCAACUGUGUGGAGACGGCAAACACAGGAGCAGCAGUUCAGACUCCACCAGCAGCUGAUGAGCCUCAGCGCAUGAAGCGACAGGCCAUCUCAGCGGAGCCGACAGCGCUGGACCCUUCCCAGCUCACAGACGUUACACUCACCAGCUACUGCAAGACCAAGGAAUCCAGUGAGCUGAUCCAGAGGGCUUUGAUGGACAACGACUUCAUGAAACAUCUGGAACACGGACAGAUCCUGACCAUCAUGGACUGCAUGUAUCCCACCAGUCUGGCCAAGAGCUGCUGUGUGAUCCAGGAGGGAGACGACGGCUCCACGGUCUACGUUCUGGAGGAGGGGAUGGUCGAGGUGACGAAACAAGGAAACAAACUGUGCACCAUCGGUCCGGGGAAAGUGUUUGGAGAACUGGCCAUCCUGUACAACUGCACCCGCACAGCGACUGUAACAGCUCUGACUGACAUCAAGCUCUGGGCCAUCGAUCGACAGGGUUUCCAGACCAUCAUGAUGAGAACUGGUCUCAUCAAACACUCCCAGUACACAGACUUCCUGCGCAGCGUUCCCUCCUUUCAGACGCUAACCGAGGACGUUCUCAGUAAGCUGGCUGAUGUUUUAGAGGAGACUCAUUACAGCGACGGUGAUUACAUUAUCCGUCAGGGCGCCACCGGAGACACAUUCUUCAUCAUCAGUGAAGGCCAGGUGAAAGUCUCUCAGCAGAACUCAGCCAACGAGGAGCCGGUGAUGGUGAAGACUCUGAAUAAAGGCGAUUGGUUCGGAGAGCAGGCGCUGAAAGGGUGA